AGAGGUAGGUGAGGCGGUGCGUGUUGUAGUCGUAAGAGGUUGAGGUUAUUGUGAACAUCGCGCGAGGGGCCGGAACACUCGUUUUGGCAACGGACAGUACCGUAGAUCACGGACGCAGUCCGUUAAGAGGUGAAACCCCGUGGUAAAAUUGUGGUCCCAAUAUAGUACCCCGAGGGACUCAAAACAGGACUCGUGACGCUCAGGAUCACCAUGCGGUUGCCGGGGCUUUGGUGGGCGGCUGCAUUGCUGCUCGCCCUUACGAUUUCAGAAGCAUCGUCAGAUCCUGAAUCACCUAAACCUGCGCCCAGUAAUGAGCGCCCUGUACGGUACCAACGGAAGGUGCUUAGUAAACGCAUGCCGGUGACUACAACUGCAGACCCGGCCGCUGUCUCCGUAAAAUCCACAACCCCCGUUCCUUCCUCCAGCACUACUCAGUCACACCCAUCAGUUGUCAACACUGCGGACGUGAGUACCGCGCGCGUCAACACUGUGGAUGUCAAGAGUGUGGAGAAUGCGCGCGCAACACGCAGCGCCGCAGUCGCUGCACAAGAUCGAUGGGUGCGAUUCGUGUCAGAUUACGUAAAUGGAGCUGCCAAUACUGGCAGCAGCUUUUCGGACUGGCCGAAGACACCAAUCAAAGUAGAUUUAGCAGUUGUUGGACACCAAGGCCUCGACGGAAGUACCUCCACGGUGCCAGUGUACGUGUUGCCAGUGCCAGUGCCGCUGCCAGUGAAGCAAGAGUGCUCAGCUAAUCAAGAUAGACUUGAUAAUAGAAGAGUCAGCAAGCCGCAUCAACCGAGCGACGAGCCGCGACGUAGGAAACCGGAUUUCGAGGAGCCUCAACGAAAUUACGAGGAGCCACCGAGACGCGAUGACCGUCGAAGACCUUAUUACGACAGUUCACGUAGACCGACCGGCUUCGAAGAACCGACAAGGCCUACGACACAUGACCAACCUCGUCGUCCUAGCUAUAAUGAACCUCGUUAUCCGAGCUACGAGGAUCCCCUUCGUCUUAGUUAUGAGGAAUAUCAGCGUCCCGCUUACGACAGACUUUCUUACCUUCCCGACUACCGUGAACCUCCUCGCCGUCCCACUCGUCCAGAUUACGAUGAACCACGUCGUCCUAGCUAUGAUGAACCUCCAAGUCCUAGUCCUGAUAAAACUCGACGUCCUGGUAACGAUGGGCCACGUCGGCAGCCUAUUUACGAUAAGGCACCACCAUUGCAGCCCUACGAUAAUGAUUACCUCCGCCCUGAACCACAAUUUCCUCGUCCGUUCCAGCCGGACCCAGCAUAUAAAGAGCCGAGUGUUAUCCCUCCACCUAACAUGCAUUCAGGUGGUCCGGUAGACUCCAGCGUGCUGGUGGAUCUAUUCCGUGCCCAGAAGCCGCAGGCGCCUCACUUGCCGGCGGUGCUGGUCCGGCACCGACGCCACACCGAGCCCCCUCCCCCACCACUCCCUAUACACCCCGCACCCGGAAAACCAUCUGCAUCACCUCAGAAGCCACAUUUCGCUCACCCUUUGGCGGUGACCGGCGAGAUUACCGUCCACCGCGCUGACUACACUGAACCUUACACAGCGUGGUGGGAUCCAUCCACUGGCAGUUCACGAGUAGACUUCCACGAUGGUGAUACCAGCACGUAUCGAUCGAUGCAGGCUGGGCGAGUUCGCAGGGUCGCUGUGAGCACUGAUCGCACCGGUUCUAAAGACGUACGGCGUUGUGCAGUGAUGGAGAGUCAGGAGACGCAACACGACCGAACGCCGCCUAUGUUCCCCAACAUGGAGAAUUUUUCAUUUGACAAGUUUGUCCAGAUGGGAGAUACGCAAGUUGAACAAUGGAAGCAUUCCACACCGGCGAGUGGUGGAGCGCGUGGAGAGGAACUUACAUACCACCAUGAGAUGUUGCUAAUGCGCUCCCAUGACAACACCCCCAGACCAUUAAUGUACACUGUGUCUGUGGAUAGUUCUGUGUUGGGAAAGGACUCUGAUCGAUAUAUGCACCGCUUCCACCAAGUUCACGAACAUCAAGCCGAUGGAAGCUUAUUCAAUUUCGAUAUCGAAAAAGGAUGUGACAUUAAGGAGGGAACACACGACAUGACCGUCGUGGAGCCGCUACGGGAGUUCAUCAUGAUGGGGCGUGACCCAAAAUAUGACGAGCUGUUUAAAAACUUCACCCACGAAUAUGAGCGGCAUUACGUAGACAAAGCCGAGGAAGCGGUGCGCAAGAAUCUCCUGAUGCAGUCGAGCCGGUUCGUGUCGGCGGGCAACCGUCUCGGCGCCACUUUCGAGAUGGCCUUGAACUUCCUCUCUGACCGGCUCCAAGAUGAGGUGGAAAUUCUGUUGGGCGUGGUGCUGGACGACGAGCACUUCCCUGCUGAGGAUUUCCCCCAUGAUCGCUCCAAGUUGCGUGAUCUGGCCGACCGCCUUCCCGACGAGUUCGACUGGCGGCAGAAAGGCGGUGUCUCCCCCGUCAAAUAUCAAGGGUCAUGUUCGUCGUGCUGGGCUUUCGCUGUAGCUGGAGCUGUGGAGGGUGCGCUCUUCCGUAAAACGCGCCGUCUGGUGCCGCUCAGCGAGCAGUGUCUCGUCGACUGCUCAAAGCCGUACGGCGGCAACGGAUGUAAGGGUACCUGGCCGAGUCACGCAUACGACUACGUCCAGGACCGUGGUCUACCCGCUGAGAAAGAGUACAUACCUUACCAAGCGAGGGUGUUGGAGUGUCAGGAUAAGCGCGUGCCGGCCGUCACACAGAUCAGCGCUCACGUCAACGUCACACAACAUAGUGUGGCAGCACUUAAGGUGGCGAUUCGUAGACAUGCACCAUCGGUGGUGAUAAUCGACAGCGCCUUGAAAAGUUUUCAGACGUACAAGAAAGGAGUCUUUUACGAUGACCGUUGUUCGAAAGUGAAAAAGAAGUUGAAACAUGCGGUGCUAGCAGUAGGGUGGGGAGUUCAACGUGACGAGCCCCACUUCAUAUUGAAGAACUCCUGGUCUGCAGCGUGGGGUGACGGCGGGUACGUCCGCGUGCAUGGCCCCUCCAACACGUGCGGCGUGCUCACGCUACCCUCCUACCCUCGGCUGGAGAAGAACGAUGUAUUGCGGAACCUCGAUCCCAUUAGCACCGGCACCGCCCCCGCCGGCCGGUCAGCCGAUGGCGACGACGACGAUGAUUACGAUUAAUAACCGAUUAUUAAAAUUAUCAAAACGGCAACAGCGUUUAAUCGUAAACUGUGUACUGUGUGUGUGUGUGUGUGUAUGUGUAUGUGUGUGUGUUUUGAAUGGGUUUUUGCGCGUUAAAGAUCGUUUUAGGGUCAUUACGACUGUUUUUGCCAUCAGAGAUAGCAGUCCUCAAAGUUUUAUUAACUUUAACAGGCCCGUCUUUAUCCAUAGUGCGGGGGGUGCAAAACAACCGGGCGCCGCGCGUUGGGGUGCGCCACACCGAUGAUCAUCGGGAAUUUCCCUGUAAUUUGGGGAGUGGGGGGUGCCAGAGCACUGCUUGCACCAGGCGCCCCUGUUGUCCUUAAUACGGGCCUGUUUACAGACCCAAAAACUUUUUUUUAUAUAUGAAGGGGUUACGGAAAUGGUAAAACUUUGAUGAUCGCUAUCUGUUGUAGGCUGUUUCAAGAAACAAUCUUCAACGAUCUUCAAAUCAAACAAACAACCUUUCUAAUGGUAGUGUAUUAUUUGAAAUAUGAACUGACGUGACAUUUUUUGAUAAUAUUUUUUUGUAAUUGAAAUUAUUGUUUUGAAUUUUUUAUAAUAUUUGAGUCAAGUUUGUUUUAAGCUGAUUUAUACUUACCACCACAGUGAUUUAAAUGUUCUCAUAAUAAAAAACUAAUUGUUCUAAUAUGUCUCGAAAAUGAUGCCAUUACGUAAUUUAAAUUUUGUACAAUAUAAUAAUAGUUAUAAGAUUACCAAAUAAAUCAUUGUUGUUAUAU
Molecule: messenger RNA, 3935 nt
Organism: Diatraea saccharalis (sugarcane borer)
Lineage: Eukaryota; Metazoa; Arthropoda; Insecta; Lepidoptera; Crambidae
Source: the annotation of a GenBank genome assembly